This is a messenger RNA of Aspergillus aculeatinus CBS 121060, 783 nucleotides long. RefSeq lists its product as uncharacterized. The coding region runs from base 1 to 783 and encodes 260 amino acids. The record is from RefSeq and is a predicted model, not a curated record. Lineage: Eukaryota; Fungi; Ascomycota; Eurotiomycetes; Eurotiales; Aspergillaceae. Gene Ontology annotation, biological process: mycotoxin biosynthetic process. The transcript is spliced from 3 exons.
AUGUCCCCCAAACAGCAAGACUACCACCCGCUUCGACGUAGCUCGACCGACGAGGCCUCCGAAAAUGAGGAUGAGAACGAGACCAAGCCAGGGACUAACAAUCUGGACCCCCCACAAUCCGCAAGCCCGACUCUGACGAGCCCACACCGAAGCCCAAGGGCCAUCCUCCUCACCGCCCUCUCCUUCGCAGUCCUCCUCCUUUUCUGCACCAACAUCACCUUCCUCGUCUACUGGCUGAGGAGUACUAAGCUAACAUCGACCCCGUGCGAGCGGGGUUCAUACUACGCCAAUCUCCACCGAGCCAUCCCCCUCCCAAUCCAAGAACACAGCGUAUUCGUCAGCGAAAACGUCAGCGCGGUCGCGUACCUUUGGGAGGACGAGCUCAGCGGCGACCCGGGCGUGGUGGCGCUGGAGAACGAUUUCGUCCGGGAGAAGCAUCUCCCCGAGGCGAUGCCGUUCCCCUGGGAUCCGUCCAAGAGCACGGCGGACCGCGGCCUCCCGCAACGGAUCGCGUUCAGCCACGUCCUGCACUGCCUGGACCAGCUGCGGCAGGAUGUGAUCUGCAACGCCGACGACACCCCGCGGUACGCGGGCCACCCGCGGCCCCGGGAUCCGCCGGGGACGGGGGCAGGGCAGGUCCGUCUGUGUCGCGACUGGGCGCAGCUGGAGCGCUGGGCCCGCGAGCGCACCGCCUGCUUCAAGCAUGAGGAUGAGGUCCCCGGGCGCAUGGUCGAUCGGUUCAAGUUCUGCCCGGAUGGGAGGGUGUUGUGGCCGGUUGAGUAG